AUGUCAAGCGACAGUUUUCGCCUGGAAUCCUUCCGCCCGUGGAACCCUUUUCAGGACAAGGCGCAGCCUCUGCGGGAUUCUGUCGAUAUUUGUCGAUAUCCAAGUCCUGUCUCGAUCACCGCCACCUCGCUUCCCUCCAAUUCUACCAAUUCGGCUUCCAAGAACCCAAAUGUUCAUUCUCAUAAAUCUGAGCGACACCCUCUUCCUCCCCGACCGCCGGUGGAGGUUUGCUUGAACGACAGCCUACCACAGGAGUCAAACACUCAGCAUCAGCACCAUCCCGCUGUGGAGGAUCAGAUAUCAUGCAUUAACCCCGGAGUUGAGGCGUUCGACUUCAAUGAUAUUCUGCAUCUGCAGGAUUUACCAAGCUCUGGAGACGAGGACCAUCCAAUAAAUUGUGAUAAUCUGGGCCCGGAGUCUCAGUGCCCACUCAACUUUGAAUCGGGUGAUCUGGGGCUCGCUUGCACUACCAGUCAGCAGUCUCAAGUUGGCAAGGCUGGAAGUUCUGGUCUGGCCAGCGAGUGUUGCGACCCAACAAUUGAUCCGGCAAUCCUGGAUGAUUAUCAUUUUCAAGAUAUGGAGCCGACCCCAGCAAGAAAAGAGACCUCUGACGUUGUGGCCCCUUCUCGUUCGUUGGGUAAAUCUGUUCGUGGCCGCGGCAUGCGACCGAAUUCGCAACGGGCGAUGAAACCCGGGCGGCAGCAGUCCAAAAUCAGCAAGGUUGCUGUCGUCGUGGACAAUCGCCACAUGAAUAGGACUGGCCGGAGUGCUCGAGCAAGCGGCCCCGUUAAAAUGUCGUUUUCUAUUCUUCGGGAUCAAUUCUCUUCCCUACCGGUCGAAGAGCGACUACAGUUUUUGUCUUGGUUGUUUGAGGGUGCUUUAUCACACUGCGUUUCUACGCGUGCCAACCCAGAUACCGCCUCUGUAUCCGGAUGCAUCUCGAGCCAAGCUGUGAACCUGACAGAUGAGUAUGACCACUCGGGCUCAAGCACCGAAUUAGUUGAUGCGCAACCUACGAGAAAAGGCUUACCGUGGUCUAUGGAAGAAAACUGUUUAUUGGUGAGCCUCCGGGAAGAGCAGAAUCUUGCUUGGUCGGAGGUGACGAGACUGUUCGCGAAGAAAUUCCCCGGAAGAAGCAAAGGGUCUCUACAGGUGUACUGGAGCACGACGCUCAAGAAACAGCGGCUCUCUUUGGCAGACGCAGCGUAA
Messenger RNA from Penicillium subrubescens, 1209 nucleotides. RefSeq lists its product as uncharacterized. The transcript has a single exon. Bases 1 to 1209 code for a protein of 402 amino acids. The record is from RefSeq and is a predicted model, not a curated record. Lineage: Eukaryota; Fungi; Ascomycota; Eurotiomycetes; Eurotiales; Aspergillaceae.